AUGCCGUCACCGGAGAUGUCAUAUAGUCCCGCCUACUAUCAGGAUCAGGGACCUCUUGGAACGACAAACCCUCGCAACCCAAUCGUCACCCCUCCACCGGCUACCCGGCAAUCCCAGGAACAUUCCUCCGUACUGGGUCACCCAGUAGGCAUAUCUCGACCCUCCUCUCCUAUACCAAGCCGCGAAGCCAGUCUCCGCACUUCCGGCUCACGAGCACACCGUGUAUACCAUCAUCAGACACUGGGAGGAUCUUCCUGGCCCGGUUCAGACACCCGAGAGAUCGAUUCCGGUCCGACAAGCGGCUCGACAUCAAGUGGUGCACACAAGGAAGAGCGAGCUCAGAGCGGCUGGGCAGACCGGCCGUCAUUAAUGUCGGGGGAAAAUUCCAACCCGAGCAUAAUCCGAGCCCGAAAACGAGGCAUUCCGGAUGACGAAAUAGUCACGAAUGAGGGCCGAGAUGCUCUCUUGAUGCUGUUCCGUCUCACAAUUGUCCCAUUCUACUCAUUCGCCGCUUCUCUAUAUACUAUCUUCGCCUUCCUCUUCGCCCUCGUCGUCUCACCUUUCCGUCUCUGCUCAUUUUCCCCAUACCUCCGCGCAACGACAUUUGUAUCACAACUUUGCGAUCUCCUUUCUCCUGUCCUCCACAUCCAUGAACGACUCGUUUGCUUGUACCCUCCAUCAGUGGAAGAUCGAUCAUCCUCGACCCAAUCGACCCAAUGGAUCCACUCAGAGCGCGAUUCAGACCAACCAUCAGUCUUAUCUGAGGCGAGUGAGGUCUAUUCUGUGCUGGCUUCAUUUUUCGUCCUGGUCCUAUCCCCGUUACUUAGCAUUGUGAUUCUCCUUUUCGCAUGGACAGCCGCAUUUUUCUGGAUCUUCUCCAUGGUACUGGGCAACCCGGACGGCACCGAGCGCAAGGAUGACGGCCGCACCGCUGUUCUUGGAGUGUGCAAAUGGUGGCGAUCAUGGCUCUGCAAAGCCCGGAAAUCAUAA
Penicillium vulpinum is the source of this 990-nucleotide messenger RNA. RefSeq lists its product as uncharacterized. The transcript has 2 exons. The coding region runs from base 1 to 990 and encodes 329 amino acids. The record is from RefSeq and is a predicted model, not a curated record. Lineage: Eukaryota; Fungi; Ascomycota; Eurotiomycetes; Eurotiales; Aspergillaceae.